Messenger RNA from Entrophospora candida, 377 nucleotides. The record is from the annotation of a GenBank genome assembly. Lineage: Eukaryota; Fungi; Glomeromycota; Glomeromycetes; Entrophosporales; Entrophosporaceae.
CAACUAUUAGUCCAAAUUGCCUAAUACAGCAAAUUGGACAAUUGGACAAGGGGUGUUUGGACAGAUUUGCCAACACUGCUGGUGACCCUUGGUGUAAAGAAAGAUUAAAAUCAAUUGUUAAAACCAAAAGCAACAAAAACAAAUUAUUUAGAAUCAUGAAAGACACACAUGACUCAAUUGUUAAACAUUAUGUGAAAAAAUCUAAUAGCUUUAUACUAGAAAAUUUUAAAGAUUUGGAAUUGUAUGGAUUUUUGAUUUCUGGAUUUUAUUUAAGUGUUUUUGUCAUAGACAAAAAAUGCUUUGGAGUAUAUAGAAUACAUGAAGUUGAUUGUCAAUUAAUACCAGUCAAAGAAAAUAAUUAUUAUUUUGUCAAGUGA